UCCUUUGAUGGACGAUCCUUUAAUGAACGGCCCUUUAAUACUUUUUGCCCGUGACGAUCCUUUAACAGGGCGAUCCUUUAAAAAAACGAUCCUUUGUAUAGGAGCCGUCUUUUGUUGUCUGAAUCGCGCGCGAUUAAAUGGGCAACAACAAAUCUCACACGUGAGAACAAGACAUCGAAUUAUUGAGAAAUAGCGCACUAGACUUAAGAGAGACGGUUAGACAGUUUUUUGUUAUUUAAGUUGCAGCAGUUUCAGUGCCAUAAUUUUAGGGAGAUUUGAGUGCCUAAAUUCUUCUUUUUGUCCACGUUUUACAUUUGCCGCGAUGUUGUGGACACGUCCAGCCUUCUUUCCCUUUUCACCUGUCUAACCAAUUAUCGGUUUUUUCUUCUCUAUUAUUGUCUGUAAAUAAAAGUCUUGGAAUUUUUAAGAUGUCUAUUUUUUUGUUGUCAUUUUUUAAUAUUUUUUUACUUUGUUUUUAUUUUCUAGGCCAUAUUUCUAUUGAAUUAAUUUAACAACAAUGAAUUCAAUACAUCGAAGCGAGGAAAUGUGCCUGGUUCAGUUGUUUCUUCAAAACGAAGCGGCUUAUUUAUGUGUUGCUGAACUUGGCGAAAUUGGGCUUGUGCAAUUCCGAGAUUUAAAUGCUGAAAUUAACGCUUUUCAACGCAAAUAUGUAAGAGAAGUUCGUCAUUGUGACGAAAUGGAACGAAAAUUGAGAUUUUUGGAACGCGAAAUAAAAAAGGAUGGAAUUGUAAUGGUCGAUACUGGGGAGAAUACGGAAGUUCCCUUACCUAGGGAAACGUUUGAUUUGGGGGCAACCUUUGAUAAAUUAGAAAGUGAAUUGCGUGAAGUCAACCAAAAUGAGGAAAUGCUUCGGAAAAAUUUUGCUGAAUUGACAGAACUUAAACACAUUCUUAGAAAGACGCAACAGUUUUUUGAUGAGGUCGAAUACGAACACAAAAGUUUUGGACGUCUUCAUGGUUCCAUUCGACCCAAAAGGCCACAAACAGUUAUUGAGACUCCUCUUGACGAACUGGAGCCUCUUCUUGUAUCUGGUGGACAUUUGACUGAAUUUAGAGGGCGCUUGAAAUUAGGGUUAGUUUUUGAUAAUUUUUUUCUUUCGUCUCGUGGUGGUGCAGUUUUUAUUCAUUUUUAA
Molecule: messenger RNA, 1153 nt
Organism: Meloidogyne enterolobii
Lineage: Eukaryota; Metazoa; Nematoda; Chromadorea; Rhabditida; Meloidogynidae
Source: the annotation of a GenBank genome assembly